GCUACAGCUUCAUGAUCAUCAUAUAAUGCCGUCUAGAUCAGUACCAUCCUCGUCCUCUCCACCUCCAACCUCCUCUGGAAUGUCGUUGGAUCCCGCUCUACUCACCAACACUCGACAACGUAGUCAAUCAGCAAGUUCCCAUUCACGUGACUAUCAUCAUCACCAACAACACGCGCCUUCAAUGACUAUUACCGAGAAAUACGAGUUCUGGGCUGGCAACCCUAGCGUUCACAUGAGCACGGGGUUGAUCUACGUCCACGACUUUGACUUUAAUACUAAGACGGGGCGGUCCUCAUCGUCGUCGUCAUCAUCAUCAUCUACUGCUGCUGCUGGUGGUGGUGUGUCGGUGGACUAUGACGGCUUCGAACCAACUGUCUUAUUGUGCCCGUCAGUGCCAAAGGACACUCCUCCUACAGAGGUCGUGGCAAUAUGGGAGUCCUAUCAGGCUGGAGUUGAGCAGUAUAAGGUCCUGCAUGGGCCCUACCCUGAGUCUUAUCUACUCCUAGUCCUAGUAGGAGGGUCAGAUUCCCACGCCAACGCCAGGCAGCUUGUCGGAGGAGCCAGUAGUUCCCUGCCCUUGCUGGAGGUCACUGGUUGCCGUAUUGAUGGCGCCAUCUCGAAAUCCGUAGAUGACGUCUUAGCACCGGUACAGCUCUUCGCGCCAGUUCUCACCAAAGACCAUCAAUGCAGUAUAUGUCUCGAUCCACUAUUGUACUCUCCCAGUGCGACUUCGACUGGCGGGCAGGCAUCCUGUGGAGGCGGUGGAGUUGCAUUGACGAUAUUAUGCGGUCACAGUUUCCAUUGGAAGUGCCUCUCGAAAUGGUGUGACAGGUCAUGUCCAGUAUGUCGCUUCCAGCAAUACCCGUCACGAUGUAGUAGCUGUGACGUGUGUGGGGAGGCGGAUGCGAUGAAGUUGAUGGUUUGUCUAGUCUGUGGCUUUAUAGGCUGUUGUGACACUCAAGGGUAUCCAAGCUUAAUCGAGGAAACCUUCUUGGCGGAUGACCGCCACCACUAUACUCAUGCAUAUGCCCACUUCCUGGAGUCUGAUCACGCCUUUGCCAUGCAGGUCUCCACUCAGUCGGUGUUUGAUUUCUCUGAAGGCGGCUACGUUGGGCUCACAGGCAGGGCCUCUCAAGAUGGCUGUGCCGACGGUGAGGGCAGCGAUGAUAGCAAAGAUUCGUGUAAGAAGGUCAAACAUGUUGCGAAGAAAAUACUGCAAGGAGACGAGGAAAAUAUCAUGUCCGAGUUCAACGAGGUGUAUGCUACCCUGCAGGAGUCGCAGCAGCAACAUUACGAGGAAAUAUUUGAGGAAAUUCGCGCACGAAAUAGAGAGAGCUACUCCAAUGCCACUGGUCAACGUGAUGAAGUACUGUCGAGACUCUGCGAUGCUAAGGAUGAGCUCGAUAGUGUUGAGGAAGACAAAGCUCAGCUUAGGUCAGAGGAAGAGGAUAUCAAGGCUUCAUUGGAACGGUUACGUGUUGAUUGCAGCGAUUUGGACGACAAAAGACGACAACUUCGUGAAGAAGUGGCUCGGCUGAAGAAAGAUCUGCAACGGCGACAAAUAGCUUCGACGGUUCGGACGAAGAAGCUCCACGAUGAGAAGGCCGACCUUCGAGAGCAAAUCAAUGAUUUAAAGCAGUACUUAAGCAUGCGAGCCCAAGUCCAGAAAUCGGGCGCUACUGAUGCCGACGUACAGGGCAGUUUCGUCAUAGCGCAGAAUGCUGGAAAUCGGCGUGCUCGACGUGGCCGACGUUGA
Messenger RNA from Perkinsus marinus ATCC 50983, 1756 nucleotides. Its product is annotated as brca1-associated protein, putative. Gene Ontology annotation, molecular function: ubiquitin protein ligase activity; zinc ion binding. The record is from RefSeq and is a predicted model, not a curated record. The transcript is spliced from 13 exons. Bases 26 to 1756 code for a protein of 576 amino acids. NCBI's taxonomy places the organism in Eukaryota, Perkinsozoa, Perkinsida, Perkinsidae. Gene Ontology annotation, cellular component: cytoplasm. Gene Ontology annotation, biological process: protein ubiquitination; Ras protein signal transduction.